Brachypodium distachyon (stiff brome) is the source of this 1999-nucleotide messenger RNA. Its product is annotated as cytochrome P450 71A1. The record is from RefSeq and is a predicted model, not a curated record. Gene Ontology annotation, molecular function: iron ion binding; monooxygenase activity; heme binding. The transcript is spliced from 2 exons. NCBI's taxonomy places the organism in Eukaryota, Viridiplantae, Streptophyta, Magnoliopsida, Poales, Poaceae. Bases 117 to 1745 code for a protein of 542 amino acids.
UUAUUUUAUCACGCGCACGCGUCUAUGUUACCACUAAUAGGUGCCUUUGCUAAUAUUGGGAUCCCGCUCUGCUGGGCUCCCAUAAACGGAAGCAGAGCACUACGUACAGACGAACAAUGGACGUCUCAUCACUCGUUGCUGCUGUACUCUCACCCAUCCUCCUCGUCGCGUUGUUCAUAUCUAUCCUCUUCUUCACCAAGCGGCGGAGCCCUCCUCCAUCCGGCAGCGAUGUCCGGCGGCUGCCUCCUUCACCAUGGGGCCUUCCCUUGCUGGGCCACCUCCCUCUCCUCGGCCCCUUGCCGCACCGGAAGCUCAAGUCCCUGGCCGAGGCGCACGGCCCGGUGAUGCUCCUGCGGCUGGGCCGCGUGCCGACCGUGGUGGCCUCCUCCGCCGCCGCGGCGCACGAGGCCAUGAAGACCCGCGACCUGGCCUUCGCGAGCCGCGCCAGGGUGCGCAUGGCGGACCGGCUCCUCUACGGCCGGGACCUCGUGUUCGCGCCCUACGGCGAGUACUGGCGCCAGGCGCGCCGCGUCAGCGUGCUCCACCUCCUCAGCCCGCGCCGCGUCCUGGCUUUCCGCGCCGUCCGGGAGCAGGAGGCCGCCGCGCUGCUCGACCGCGUCCGCCACUCGCCGCCGGCGCCGGGGGGCGCCAUGAACCUGAGCGACGCGCUCAUCUCCUACGCCAACGCAGUCAUCAAGCGCGCCGCGUUCGGCGACGACAAGGGGUACGGGAUCGAGGGGGAUGAAGGUGGGGAGAAGCUGAGGGAGGUGUUCGCGGAGUUUGAAGGGCUGCUGGGGACGGCCACGGUCGGGGAGUUCGUGCCGUGGCUGGCGUGGGCGGACAGUUACUUGAUGCCGGGGCUGGACGCCAGGGUCGCGCGCACGUUCGAGGUGCUCGACGGGUUGCUCGAGAAGGUCAUCGCCGGGCACCGCGAGAGGCGCCGGCGUCUCGGCGGAGCUGGGCGGAUUGACGCCGGGGACGGGGAUGACGACGAUCGGCGGGACUUCGUGGACGUGCUGUUGGACGUGAGCGACACCGGAGAGGAGGCCGGUUUCGACACGAUCGGCAUCAAGGCCAUUAUCCUGGAUAUGUUCGGCGCCGCCACGGACACGACCUACACGACUCUAGAAUGGGCCAUGGCGGAGCUCAUCAACCACCCACCCAAAAUGCGCAAGCUCCAGGACGAGAUCCGCCAGGCGGCGGCGACGGCGACGGCCAACGGCGCGGGCCGGAUCACCGAGGCUCACCUGGGCAAGCUGCGGUACCUGAGGGCCGUGCUCAAGGAGACGCUCCGGCUGCACGCGCCGGUGCCGCUGCUGGUGCCCCGGGAGACGCUCCAGGACACGGAGCUGCUGGGCUACCGCGUGCCGGCCGGGACCCGCGUGAUGAUCAACGCGUGGGCCAUCGGCCGCGACCCGACGGCGUGGGAGCGCGCCGAGGAGUUCUUGCCGGAGCGGUUCUUGGAGGAUGGCCCCGCGGAGUAUGCCGUGGUGGGGCAGAAUGACGACUUCAGGUUCGUGCCGUUCGGUGCCGGGAGGAGAGGGUGCCCUGGCGUCGGGUUCGCCGUGCCGUCCAUGGAGUUAGCGCUGGCGAGUUUGCUGUAUAACUUUGACUGGGAGCUGCCGCGGCAGGAAUAUCAGGGCGGUGGGGGGUUGUCGAAGGUGGACAUGAGCGAGCUGAAUGGCCUGUCCGUCCGGCUCAAGACGACGCUGCGCCUGGUCGCUACGCCUUGGUCUCCUCCGUGAGGCUUGAGCUGAGCUGCGCGCACGAAUCGGUAGCUUGGGAUUGGUGGAAUACGACACGCCGUACUUCCGAGCAUUAGCAUUCCUGUGCAUGUAUUAUACGACAUCAGAUUUGUUGUACUACAAAACCUAGCUUGUACGUGCAACUUUGUAAAAAUAAAUAAAUAAGCUCUCGCGUGGAGCAAGAGCAUCCACACUCUUUAAAUAUAUUGUCUCUAUAGAUGACUAAGGAUUAGAGACAAUCUCUAAGCAUUGCA